AAUAACACAUUUUAGCUAAAAGGGGCAGAGUGACUCCUCCUACCUUUUUAACUAUCCGCUGCCCAAAACCCGCGAGAGUUUUACGGCAGUGCGCAGCUUUUCGAAAUCUCGCAGUUCACGAGAAUACGUCCGACAUCACAGUUAUCGCAUUAAGCUGAUUUUAACGUCUGUUACCACAUAGACAGGAUAACAUUCACCACGAGGAGCUCAAACGGUCUGUCCACAGCUUGCAAAUGUCUGACAGUGAGGACAGCGACUUCUCUGACAACCAGAGUGAACGCAGCAGUGACGGAGAGGCCGAAGAGGUUGACGACAAUGAGGAAGAGGCGGCCAGCCCUGUGGGCAGCGACAAAGUAGCAGACGAGGAGGGGGAGGACCUGGAGGAUGAGGAGGAAUAUGAUGAAGAGGAGGAAGAGGACGAUGAUGACGAUCGCCCGAGGAAGAAGCCGAGACACGGAGGGUUCAUCCUGGAUGAAGCCGAUGUGGACGAUGAAGAUGAUGACGAGGAGCAGUGGGAGGAAGGAGCAGAGGAUAUUCUGGAGAAAGUUAACGAGGAGGCUGAAGUGUCGAACCUGGACUAUGUGGUCCCGGAUGAAGAUCACUCUGGAUCCAGACGGCUGCAGAACCUCUGGAGAGACUCCAGAGAGGAGGCGCUGGGCGAGUACUACAUGAGGAAAUAUGCCAAGUCCUCAGCAGGCGAGCACUACUCUGGAGGCUCGGAGGAGCUCUCUGAUGACAUCACCCAGCAGCAGCUGCUUCCUGGAGUCAAGGACCCCAACCUGUGGACAGUCAAAUGCAAGAUCGGAGAGGAGAGGGCGACGGCCAUCGCUCUGAUGAGGAAGUUCAUCGCCUACCAGUUCACCGACACGCCUCUGCAGAUCAAGUCUGUGGUGGCGCCCGAUCACGUGAAAGGCUACAUCUACGUGGAGUCGUACAAGCAGACGCACGUGAAGGCGGCCAUCGAGGGCAUCGGCAACCUGAGGAUGGGCUUCUGGAACCAGCAGAUGGUUCCCAUCAAGGAGAUGACGGACGUCCUGAAGGUGGUGAAAGAGGUGACCAACCUGAAGCCCAAAUCCUGGGUCCGGCUGAAGAGAGGCCUGUACAAGGAUGACAUCGCUCAGGUGGACUACGUAGAACCGAGUCAGAACACCAUCUCACUGAAGAUGAUUCCUCGGAUAGACCUGGACCGCAUCAAGGCCAAGAUGAGUCUGAAAGACUGGUUCGCUAAGAGGAAGAAGUUCAAGAGACCCGGACAGAGGCUGUUUGAUGCUGAAAAGAUCCGGUCUCUGGGAGGAGAGGUCAGCCACGACGGAGACUUCAUGAUCUUCGAGGGGAACCGGUACAGCCGGAAAGGCUUCCUGUUCAAGAGCUUUGCCAUGUCUGCUGUGAUCACAGACGGGGUGAAGCCCACGCUGUCGGAGCUGGAGAAGUUCGAAGACCAGCCGGAGGGAAUCGAUCUGGAGGUGGUCACUGAGUCAGGAAAGGAGCGUGAACACAACCUUCAGGCUGGGGAUAAUGUGGAGGUGUGUGAGGGAGAGCUGAUCAACCUGCAGGGAAAAAUCCUCAGUGUGGAUGGCAACAAGAUCACCAUCAUGCCCAAACAUGAAGAUCUGAAGGACCCUCUAGAGUUCCCAGCUCACGAGUUAAGGAAAUAUUUCCGAAUGGGCGACCACGUGAAGGUGAUCGCUGGACGAUACGAAGGUGACACCGGUCUCAUCGUGAGAGUGGAAGAGAACUUUGUUAUCCUGUUCUCAGACCUCACCAUGCACGAGUUGAAGGUUCUGCCCAGAGACCUGCAGCUCUGCUCGGAGACGGCAUCUGGUGUUGAUGCUGGAGGGCAGCAUGAGUGGGGGGAGCUGGUCCAGCUGGACCCACAGACAGUCGGCGUCAUUGUUCGGCUGGAGAGAGAAACAUUCCAGGUGUUGAACAUGCACGGGAAGGUGUUGACCGUCCGGCACCAAGCGGUGAACCGCAGGAAGGACAACCGCUUUGCCGUGGCGCUGGACUCGGAGCAGAACAACAUCCACGUCAAAGACAUUGUUAAGGUCAUCGACGGGCCCCACUCGGGCCGUGAAGGUGAGAUCAGACACCUGUUCCGAGGCUUCGCCUUCCUGCACUGUAAGAAGCUGGUGGAGAACGGAGGCAUGUUCGUCUGCAAGACCAGACACCUGGUUCUGGCUGGUGGAUCCAAGCCCAGAGACGUUACCAACUUCACGGUGGGGGGGUUUGCCCCAAUGAGCCCUCGCAUCAGCAGCCCCAUGCACCACGGUGGAGGAGGUGUUCAGCAGAGAGGGGGAGGUGGAGGAGGAAUGGGGCGGGGCCGAGGACGACGAGACAACGAGCUGAUUGGUCAGACGGUCCGGAUCUCCCAGGGUCCUUACAAAGGAUACAUUGGGGUGGUGAAAGAUGCGACGGAGUCCACCGCCCGAGUGGAGCUGCACUCCACCUGUCAGACCAUCUCCGUGGAUCGACAACGACUGACCACCAUGGGAGCCAAGAGACACGCUGGGAUGACCUCCACCCAUGGACGCACCCCCAUGUACGGUUCCCAGACCCCCAUGUAUGGAACCGGCUCCAGAACACCCAUGUAUGGAUCUCAGACUCCGCUUCAUGACGCGGGAAGUCGUACACCUCACUACGGCUCUCAGACCCCGCUGCAUGAUGGGAGCAGGACGCCGGGUCAGAGCGGCGCCUGGGAUCCCAGCAACCCCAACACACCUUCCAGAAACGAUGAGGACUAUGACUUUCCAUUCGACGACGAGCCCUCCCCGUCUCCUCAGGGCUACGGAGCAACCCCCAACCCCCAGACCCCAGGUUACCCAGAAGUCCCGUCUCCACAAGUCAACCCUCAGUACAACCCUCAGACUCCUGGGACUCCUGCUAUGUAUAACACCGAGCAGUAUUCGCCGUAUGCCGCCCCAUCCCCACAGGGCUCCUACCAGCCCAGUCCCAGUCCUCAGAGCUACCACCAGGUGGCGCCCUCACCUGUCGGAUACCAGAACACACACUCACCAGCCAGCUACCACCCCACGCCCUCCCCCAUGGCUUACCAGGCCAGUCCCAGUCCCAGCCCAGUGGGCUACAGUCCCAUGACCCCCGGAGCGCCCUCUCCUGGAGGCUACAACCCUCACACCCCGGGCUCCAACAUUGAGCAGGGCAACAGCGAUUGGGUGACCACCGACAUCCUGGUCCGAGUAAAGGACUCUGUCAUGGAUCUGAUGGGACAGAUCGGGGUCAUCAGGAGCGUCACGGGAGGGAUGUGCUCGGUGUUCAUGCAGGAAACAGAGAAGGUGGUGAGCAUCAGCAGCGACCACCUGGAGCCCGUCACACCCACCAAGAACAACAAGGUGAAGGUGAUUCUGGGAGAAGACCGCGAGGCCACAGGGAUCCUGCUGAGCAUCGACGGAGACGAUGGCAUCGUCCGCAUGGAGCUGGACGACCAGCUGAAGAUCCUCAACCUGAGGUUCCUGGGACGCCUCGAGCACUGAGGGGCGGCCGGGGGGGGUGUUACUGUACCAUCUGUCCUCUCCGCUCGCUUUUUGUUUUAGGUUUUCUGUUUAGUGUCUGAAUCUGGUUUUAGUGCUUCUCAUCGUUUUGUCGGGACUGUUGGAGGUUUAAAUCAUCGUGUCAAUAAACUGUGAAGCCGU
Molecule: messenger RNA, 3647 nt
Organism: Melanotaenia boesemani (Boeseman's rainbowfish)
Lineage: Eukaryota; Metazoa; Chordata; Actinopteri; Atheriniformes; Melanotaeniidae
Gene: supt5h
Product: SPT5 homolog, DSIF elongation factor subunit
Exons: 31
Coding region: 234-3488 (1084 amino acids)
Biological process (GO): regulation of DNA-templated transcription elongation; transcription elongation-coupled chromatin remodeling; regulation of transcription by RNA polymerase II
Cellular component (GO): DSIF complex
Molecular function (GO): protein binding; mRNA binding
Source: RefSeq, a predicted model, not a curated record